This is a messenger RNA of Hymenoscyphus albidus, 2999 nucleotides long. NCBI's taxonomy places the organism in Eukaryota, Fungi, Ascomycota, Leotiomycetes, Helotiales, Helotiaceae. The record is from the annotation of a GenBank genome assembly.
UGCUUGCUCUUGCUCUUGCUCUUGCUCUUGCUCUUGCUCUUGCUCUUGCUCUUGCCUCCUCGUGCUCUUGCUCUUGCCCUUGCCGCUUGCUCUCCGCCGUGACGACACUCUCUUCCCCUCGUUUUUGCCGUUGCCGUUGCCGUACUACUGUCUCCAACACGAUAGCCAUAGACCGAAAUCCCCUAUAGAUCGAAUCCCUAUAGACGACGCUCGUGUGCACCAUCCAGUAGUGUGCAUCCACCCCCCGAUAAACCCGAGCUUUUUUUGGUCGAGCCAGCAGCGUAGACUAGCCUAGCGAUUCGAUUCGCACACCCUAGCGAACCAACACCCACACCACACCAUACCCUCACCCUCAACCCCACCCCAAUCAACCGUCACUCCACCAUCACGAAACCCACACCCACUCAUUCUCACGCUCCCGCUUCACGUUGACGGAAGACGCGCCAGCACCAGUUCAGUCUGUCUUGGUGGCACAGGUUUCUCGAGCCGUGAAAGGAGAGAAAUAUAAGGAUACACACGCCAGACGCACGAAGCCGAAUUCUUCAAAGGAAACGAAAUAACCUGUCGUGCACGAAAAAAUUCGCGAGGAAGGAAUCCCAGCCCGGCCUGUCCCAAAGGUAUAUCAGAAGCGCCGAGUCGUGAGCCAACCAACAGAAUACUAUACGCCUCGACAGCGGCACCUGCACCCGCACUUUCAACGCAACACAACCACCACCACCACAUACUUUCGCUGAAGACAGACUUCAGUCAGAAAAUAUGAGUACCGCCGUCGCAAUGGCACCGUCUCCCGCCCCUCACGACCGCUCUUCCUAUGUCGAUAUCGUCCCUUCAGGACCCUCGUCCAAAUCCCCGCCAGCGCAGCGAGUCUCUGCAUCGGCGACACCGAAUGUCUCUGCGCAACGAACAGCGAGCGGCAGUCCCAAAUCAACACCUGCAUCUGCAUCCAAAGGCUCACCCAAUGCGUAAGUCUCCCCCAUUCUUCCCCUUCGACCACUCCCUCGACCUUUUAAUGGGUUGCGUGCAUCUUAGGUAUGACCAGAAACUAACUUCCACGUUCCGGCGGUAGUUUACGAAAUGGCGUUCCACCCAGGAUCAUCGUGAAAAAGGAACCAUCGUCGCCAGAUCUCCCAACUUCCCGCCACCGACCACGUAAAUUGGAUCUCUCCAAGAACACCUCGAGUGCCAAUCCCGCAUCGAGACCAUCCGCGGGUCAAUUGACUUCGCGAGGCGCGCACACCGGUGGACUAGAGAUUCAUGACGUGGGUUUGGCGUGUUUAUCGCCAGGUUUCGUGACACAGGACCCAACCAUGAGGGAACAGCUGCAGCGAAGUAUCUCGGUUCGGGAACAACAGAGGCAGCUCAUCGAGGCGAGGUUACAACAAACGGCCAAGCCAGAGAAUGCACCGACCGAGAGCGCAAAGGAGAGAGAUUUCGGUGGCUUUGGCACGAAAACGCCAGGCACAUCCAAAAGGAAGGCCCCUCCUGGAUUGAGUAUUGUCGCACCGUCGCACGAGCAAUUCGCCCACGAAAGAGUAAUUCAAUCCGCUCCACUCAACCAGAGUUUCACAGGGAGACAUCAACCUCAUCCCUUGACUCGUCAUAUUGCCAAUCAGCCAUCGAAUCUGUCCAAUACCUCACACAUUCACCACGUUCCUGCUACACAGACAGCGAAUCGCUUACCCCCUAUUACGGAUGUCUUUGCAGAGAACGGACUCGGUGCGCACCGUGAUCCUUCCGGUCCAGUUCGAACAUCGGUCGUACAAAAUAACAAUGGCUCCGCUUCGAAUUCAUCACACUCAAAUUCGCGACCGGCUUUCCCAUCUCCAGGACACAAUUCCACCCAGCCUCCACAUUCAGCACGCCCAAGAGAGUACCGCUCAGCCGAAGAGGCUCAGGUGGAACUCGCCGGUGGCAGAACCGAACUUCUACCCAAACUUGUGCACUAUGGCGGUCAUCAACCACCUACUCCACCAUCUCCACUCCCAGGAAGUCAUAUGAGACAAGCAGAAACCAGCCGCAGUGGUGGUGGUCGCAGACGCCAAAGAGCCGAGUACGAAGAGGGAGCAAGUCCUCCAUUAGGAAACGGACCAGCGACAUCUCGACGGACAGGACCUUUCGGCGAGGGACGAGACAGCCCAAGCACGCAACACAAGAAGAAGAUGGAGUUUAUGCAACUGUGUGAUCGCGCGUGGGAUUUGUUCCAUUCGUGAUCUUGACUUGGAUACGAUUAAUUACACGGUUACAUGGAUGUAUUCACGAUGCAUUGCUUCCUCACUGUCGAUAUGCCUGCUUGUUUUGGUGCAAAUUGUUUUGCCAACAGCCACACACAUAUACACGACACUUGGUGCGCUUAGGUUUUUGUGUUUUCGGUUGCUCUCUUGAUGGCUGGUUACAUUGAUUAGGACUGGCGUUUUAAUAUUGUGGUCACGAUUGGGGUAACCCAAAGGGUUAAUUAACGAAAGGUGGAUCAUAUGAACCAUGGGAGGAAAGGAAUCUGGGGACGGUGUUGGAUUGAUAUAUUGAUUGGCAGAUGAAAAAGCUGUGUUGUAUUGGGUGGAAAGGAAAUGGAACCAGGAAAAGGGGGAGGAUUCCAGUGGAUGGGAACGUAACUUUUCUGUGGUUCUUUCCUCAUACCCUUUUUUUGUCCUUUCCGUAUUAUCUUCCGAUGGGAGGAAAUGUUAUAGCGUCUUAAUGUGGGAUUACUUUUUUUCAUUUAUUCUUCUUCUAUACUUGGAUGUGCUCUUUCGUUCGUGGUUUUCUUGACCUUUUCCCUCUCGUUUCCGAGGACGGAGAGAGGUUCAUGAAUUGACGACGAAGAAACUCAUCAUUUUUUUCUUUAUCUCUUAUGGUGUGGCGUUCUUUUUUUUAUAUAUAUAUAUAUUUAUCAAGGGCGUCGGUGGUUUUUGGUUUGUGGUUGUUGAUUUUGAUGCAUCUUAAUCCGGCUCUUCAUUGAAUAUGUAAGCUACUGUAGCUAUUUUAUCUACCUUGAACUACCUGCC